GGUAGUAGGAGUUGGGGAGCAGAGGCAGGCUAGCAGGCCAGCAGGCUGGAGGUCCGCCCGGGGCAGACCCUCUCACUCAAUGGGGAGAGCUAAAUCGGGGAUGGAAGAUGACGGACCGAUAGCCGACGCCUUCAGGAUGCCGAGUUUUAUUAUUAGCAACAUUGACGAAGGGAGGGUGAAGCUGUCCCGCAACCUGCUGGCGGAAAGUUCUUUAGCCGACGGUAAAGUUGGCGACACAAACCGGGGUGUCAUCCGAUCCAACUCGCUUGACGAAGGCGACAGGAACUCCCGGGAGAGGAGCGGCGAGGAGGAGGAGAGGGAUGCAGAAGGCAACAACAACAACAACUGCAACGGCGGAGGAGGAAGAAGAGCGAGGCGGAGGGCGAGCGCUGUCGACAUUCUGAGGAGAAAUUUCGGGGAUUCGAAGUCCCCGUCUCUCCGCUUGAGCACAAGGAGUCGGAUGCCGAGCGGAGCCGAACAUGGAACCGACGAAGAGAACGGCAGAAACGAGCUUAAAGACGGAUAUGGAGCAGAGUGCGACGAGUGCCGAAAGUCGUACGUGGAAACGGGAGGAACGGGGGCUAAAAACGAGCASACCCCGAGUGAGUUAACGACUUUUAACGGUCCAGGAGUAGAAAACCUGACUGUUACAGAUGAGUGCCAACAUAUAUGUGACAGUGAAGGCAACACGACCACUUUAGGUAAGCCUGUCAGCGCCAAAGAACACGUCUACUGCACUGUUUACUGCAUCGCCAACGACGCUCAUCGAGCGGACGCUGAAAUCACGGACGCGGUGGCUACAUCCGACGGGACGGAAAAUGUCUCCGAGACGGGACAGGUGGUGGGUCCUAGUUCCGACCUGGAGCUGUACUCGCUAGACGACGUGGCUGAUUUGAUGGGGGAUGUCACCCAGCGUCAACACCGGGACCAGGCCGACUCUGGGAGCGACGAGGCGGAGUGCUGCCAGGUGUGCCUGGAGGAGAAGCUCAYYUCGCGGCUGCCCUGCUGCAGAAGGGCCGUGUGUGCCGGCUGUCUGAAACUCUACGUCAGCUCCCAGGUGAAGGUGGGCAAAGCCGUCAUCAGCUGUCCAAACUGGACAUGUCACGGGACCCUGGAGGAGGGGUUGGUGGUUUCAAAUCUGACCAGCGAGGAGGUGGCAAAGUACCGCUACUUUGUGGAGCUAAGCCAGUUGGAUGCCAGCACCAAGCCCUGCCCCCAGUGCAACCACUUCACCUCCCUGAAGACGCACAACCCRAACCGCUCCGAGCACAAGUACAAGAUCCAGUGUAGCAAUUGCCAGUUUGUGUGGUGCUUUAAAUGCCACGCGCCGUGGCACGACGGACUGAAGUGCCGCGACUACAGGAAAGCAGACAAGCAGCUUCGGAGCUGGGCGAGCGUCAUCGAGCAUGGGCAGAGGAAUGCCCAGAAAUGUCCGCAAUGCAAGAUCCAUAUUCAGCGCUCAGAGGGCUGCGAUCACAUGACGUGCACGCAGUGUAACACAAACUUCUGCUACCGCUGUGGAGAUCGCUACAGACACCUGAGGUUCUUCGGAGACCACACGUCCAACCUCAGUGUGUUUGGCUGCAAGUAUCGUUACCUCCCUGACAAGCCUCACCUUAGAAGGCUGGUCCGGGGAUCYGUCUGUGCCUCGAAGGUGCUGAUAGCUCCGGUGGUGCUGGUGCUGGUGGUAGUGCUCGGAGCUCUCGCGCUGGUGAUAGGUUUGUUUGCUUUUCCCAUCUACUACGUGUGUAAGAGGAGGAAGAAGCAGCAGUACACCCGAGGCUCCGGACGCUGGAUCUGACCUCCUCUAACCCUCAGGCCAUGCUUACUCGGCUCAACAAGACGACGCCCACGCCUCCUCAGGGAUGGACAGUCCGGCCCGAGACACGAGAAGACUAUUAAAACGAACGCUGGCGAACUUGGUGAACAUUUAAAAAAAAAACAAGUCAGGAAACUAACGCAGAGCGAGGCCUUUCGUCGACGCACAUCGUCAGAUGUCAUUUAUUUAUACUGCAUGAGACUGCUGUAGGAAACGGACCGCUUUAUGGGGAAGCUGGACGUUGAAACGUGGAAAAAAAAGAAACAACUCUAACUUAUUGAAUUCAUCUGUGAGGCUACAGCUGUCUUGAGCGACGCUCGUUGCUUAAGAAGGAUUUUAUGAAGUGUCUAAAUUUCACCCGUCAGGUAAAGCACACUCUCCUACUAGCCAACACUUUGCCAUAGACUUUUUUAUUUUGCUCCUGUGUUUUAGAUUUAAUAACAGAAUGUUGUUUCGUUGGGGUUUUAGAUUGUGUCUGCGUCACUGGAGAAAUGCUGAGGCAGGAGGCUUUAAGAGUCUCCAAUAAAUCAAAGUUACAAAAGGCGCCAAAAUGAGACAUUAGAGUACAUAUUGUUUGUGCUAAAAAAAAGAACAAAAACAAAGAUGUUGGGUAGUGUUUGAUUCUUGUUUAUCUUUCACCAGCUGAGACUCAAACCUUGUUGAAAAUUUUCCAGUGAAACUUGAGUCCUCGGGGGGGGGGGUAACGUAUAUGAAAGGACGCGUGACACUCGAGAUGAACGUGGAUCUCAAAUUUUCGCUAGAAGGUUUGAAAACUGGGUGUGUGCCGGACCGUGAGGGUAACACGUGGUUUCAAAGACAAAAACACACACAAGCACGGAGACUGAACCUGACGGAACUUUCUAAAACUCUUGUUUCUUGUUUGGAUUCUGCCUCAGUUGGUCUCCAGUGUACCUGUCUACCUCUGUGUGGUCUUCUUUGUUGUUUUUUUAUGUUCUGUUCACAUAUUGUGUCACCAAAUGAAAGAAAACAACUGUGCCAAAACAAAAUGCUAACUGUGUCAGGACAUGGAUCUAAUCCUGUACCUUUUUAGUAUUUUCUCACUUUUCCUUUUGGAUUUUAGCAUUUCACACUGUUUUGGUCUUUGUUACGCUCAUCUAGUCUAGGUCAACUUGAGAUGAGAAUUAUGAAUUAGAUUGUGGAGAAUAUUUCUCAAAAGUGCAGAGAAUUAGUGACAAAAUGUUACUUUUUAUAGCUUUAUUGGUUUGCAGUGCACUGAAUAUGUGGCUGUAAAUAGGCCUGUCACGAUAACAAAUUUUGCUGGGCGAUUAAUUGUCUCAAAAUUUAUUGCGAUAAACGAUAAUAUCGUUUGGAGACCAUUUUAAACUAAUAUAACAAUGCCAUCCAUCCCCCCCAACCACCACCACUUAUUACAAAGCUUUUGGAAGUUUACGAAAUUUAGGUGCGGGAAAAUAAAGUUAAGAACUGACCUGGAGCGGAGAUUGGAAAAGCCAUGCCGCUCCUCCUCUAAACAAACCGGUGCAAUGUAUUCUGAAAACAACACAACUGCUGAAGCUGUACUUCCUUUAUCCAUCCAUUAUCUUUUUUACCUGCUUCACUGGUGCUCAUGUCCAGCAGUCACAGUGCGAGGGGCGGGGUACACCCUGGACAGGUCGCAAGUCCAUCAGACGAUGGAGCAUUCAUGCUCUCACCUAGGGACAAUUUAGAGUUACCAGUUAGCCCAACGGUCAUGUUUUUGGUCUGUGGGAGGAAACCGGAGAGCCCGGAGGAAUCCCACGCAUGCACAGAGAGAACAUGCAAACUCUACCCAGAGAGGUCCCUGGCUGGGAUUCGGUCCGACAACCUUUAUGCCGAAAGACUCAAYUAAGGUGAUCGGAUUUUGUGUUUUUUUUUUUUUUAAGAUUGAACGCAGAAAGCCUUGUUUUCUUUCUGAGUUUGGAGGUUGCUUUUGUUCAAAUAUUCAAAGUGGCACACGAGGAAGAGCACAUUUGCAGCUCUGUCAGGGGGAAAAAAUGUUCAAACACUUUAAAGGUCACCGUCUGGCAGCAGUCACCUGAUUGUCCUUCUGUCAUCCUUCAUUUCUUCCUGCUUUGACUCUUUUUUUUCCUUUCUUUCCUUUCUUACUGCUUCCUGGUUGUUUUGUAACGUCAUUCGUUGGUGCUGCUCGUUGAUAUUUGACCAGACUCUGACCUCAGCAGGGAGUAGAAGUGAAAAGAAUGAGCGACUUUUCCGAGUGAGGGCCUUGACGGUCUGACCGGUUAAUAACCACCUCAUUUCCAAACCAGAAAAGCAGAAUAUUUUGUGUCGAUCCCACCGAUCUGUGACGGCAUCUGGUUUAUCGCUGUGGCGCUUCGUCACGAAUGAUUUACAGUCGAGUGGCAAACCAAAGAGGCGUGGGCCAGCGGGGUUAUUUAUCACAUGGAAGACGAUGCAGUGUCAUGUGAAAAUGAAUGGACUGACAAAGCCUUGAGGAGUGAAAAUGGAAAGUUUGGUGAACAGUGA
Molecule: messenger RNA, 4300 nt
Organism: Austrofundulus limnaeus
Lineage: Eukaryota; Metazoa; Chordata; Actinopteri; Cyprinodontiformes; Rivulidae
Gene: rnf217
Product: ring finger protein 217
Exons: 7
Coding region: 80-1801 (573 amino acids)
Biological process (GO): protein ubiquitination
Molecular function (GO): zinc ion binding; ubiquitin-protein transferase activity
Source: RefSeq, a predicted model, not a curated record